AUGCCGCUGUGGGCCAUGGACCAGUUCAUCGUGACUCCUAGGGGCGAGAAGCCCCCGAGCCUCGCAGACCCCGCUUUCCACACUCUGGGCAUGACAAAGUCCCACGACCGCAAAGCGUUCCGCGCGGCCAUCGGCGCGCUCGUCUUGGAACCGGGGCCAACCUUCUCGUUCUCGAUUUGGAACAUCUCGCCCUAUGUCGACGGCAUCAGGUGGCUGCUUACUGGCGUAAGCACCCUGCCAGACAGCCGCUUGUGCGACCUGGGCAUCAAUCCGCCGAUCUACACCGUCUUCUACACCCUGAAGCCGCCGGACGGAGAGGCCACAGGGGAGCGGGACGCGCGCCACCUGGACUCUCGAAAGACCUGCUACGUGAACGGGUUGCCUUCUGGAGCUCCCUGGUCCCCGCCGCGCCCGCGCGGCAGCGCGAGCUCUGCGACCCGGAGAGGCAGCGAGCGGCGGAGCAGAAGUCCGCCGCGGAGCGAGCUGCGGAGGCGGGGCGCCGGCCGCGGAGCUGUGGUGGAGGCUCGGAGCUGCGGGGCGACUGCUGCGUCGUGCACUGAGGGGCGCCGGCUCUCCGCGGAGCUGCGGGGCGGCUGCCGCGUCGUGUGCUGA
Prorocentrum cordatum is the source of this 612-nucleotide messenger RNA. The record is from the annotation of a GenBank genome assembly. Lineage: Eukaryota; Dinophyceae; Prorocentrales; Prorocentraceae.